AUGAGUGCGAGCCAACCAAGUGCAUUUUGCGUACUCGUGCUAGGCGGCCACGCUCUCAGCCGCCUGUCCGUCGCUGGUGCUGACAAGCGCAGCGGAGCCUCCUCGCCUGCACUUGCACCUAUGCACGGGGACCCGGAACCCGCCAGUAGCGAAGAAGCCGCAGCCCCGAGAACUAGCGGAACCCCCAAAGUGAAGUCGGAAGAGGGCUCCCCUGGACCUAGCGGCCAAACGACACCGGCCACCAGUCAGGGAACCCCGGCCAGUUCUGACAAACGCGUCCACGAACACGGCACAGGCGGCAGCGGUGCAGCGUCACCGGCUGAUAAGGAAGCUGCACUGCCAACAGAGCCGAGCACCUGCAGCUCCAGUCCAGAAGCCGGCCAUGAGCGAGAGCGAUGUCAGGCAGCGUGCACCAAACGCCGUCGCACCGUGAUAGGCAAUCUGGUGGACUUCGAGCGCCGCAUCAGUCGAGUGCCCUUCAUGCAAACAGCUAGGGCGGCCAGCCUGCCGCUUACGCUGCAUCCCAGGAGACAGCGGCACAUGAAAGACAAGGACAGCGGCACCAUCAUAGCCACCAUCGCCACAUCGAUCAUGCUAGUCGUACUACUGAUGCUACUCUUCUUUCUUAUGCCUAUGAAAUCACGCUCACGUGAGCCUAUGCAAGAUAACGAGGUGCUGUGCCGCACUGUGGGCUGUCGCUACUACGCCGAAAUCUUGGCGGGCGCGGUAAACGCCACUAUAAACCCAUGCGAUGACUUCGAGGCGUACGCCUGCUCGAACUGGGCACCUUUCGCACAACCUUACAGCUACGGCACGGCUUCCAUGAGCAGUGCUAUGGCAGCUUGGUACGAGAGCUUCCGCAAGAUAUUUCUUGAUGGGUCCCCUCGGGAGCACUUUGUUAGGAAGGUGGACGCCGCGUUCUCAUCUUGCAUGCUCACCAGUCCCGAGGACUCGAGGAGGGGCAUCAGUGACCUGAAGUCGUUCAUGCGCCAGCUGAGGAUUUCUUGGCCGGACGCUCCUCUGGAAAAAGUCGACCCCUUGGGUGUGCUCCUAGACUUGUCGCUCAACUGGCGUCUCGACAUUUGGUUCUCCGCGGCACUUCGCCGAUGCCCAUACGGCUGUGCGCCGAGUGACGGUGGUCGACACAUCCUGUUCGAUCCCACAAGCUUCUUCAUCGUGCGUGAGAACAAGCAACGAGACCUGUCUGCUCUGAAGUCUUACAUGACCUACUGGAACAGAUUUAGUAAUGCGUUCCUUGCUCCUGGUUAUCCGGAGCGGUCCGAGGAAUACAUCAACCGGAUCGCCAUGAUAGAGAGGAGUGUCUUUAAUAGGUUUAUCCUUGUCGGCAAGAAGGUUGCCGUUCAGCCAGUGCAGUUCGAGCUCGGAAGCAUACGCUACUUGACGCCCAACAUACCGGAGUCACGAUGGAUUGACCAGCUCAACAGUCAUGUGAAUCGUUUCGGCGAGUUUCGGCGUAAUGACAGGGUGACCGUAUGGGACAGAGAGUUGCUUUACGCUGUGAAUGAAAUGUUCGUCAAUUACACAAGAGUCGAGCUGCUGGAGCACAUAUCUUGGAUUUUCGUGCAGAAUUUCGGCCCACUUGCCGAUCGAGAGCUGCUCUUGCCGCAGCACGGAGACAAGAGGGCAGCAGCUGAGUACCGGCACAUCUUUUGCGCUACCCAGGUGGAAAUAGCCUAUCAGCGGCUGUUCACGUCAACGUACGCCAAGGAUCACUUCACUACCCGUACAAGAAACGGCAUAGACGCGCUCCUAGCGAGCGUGGCGCAAUCGGCUGCGGAUAAAAUUUUCAGCGUCACCUGGGCUGAUGAAGCUUCCAAGCAAGCACUCGUCGAUCGCGUCCGAAACGUCACGGUGGAGCUUUGGCCAGGGAGCGAGUUCUUAUCCGACGAGUCGAUACACAGGUUUGAACAACUCUUUUUCGCAGACGAAAACAACCUCUUCGCUCAGCAGUGGAUUUGGGCCAUGAAAACAUGGCGCCGACUGCGAGACAGUGCCACACACAACGACACCAUUGAGAGUCCGCGCAACUACGCGCUUCCGUAUUUCAGGUACACGCACGUUCUCAACAGCGUGUCGAUAGCCCUGGCUGCGUUCUCCAGGCCGUGGUACUACGCCGAUGGCACCAAAGCUAUGGCGUACGGCACUGUCGGGUUCUCCUUCGCCCGUGAACUGGCGAGGUCUUUCGAUCCCUUCACGGUACCGGUAGAUUUGCUCGGACAAGCCACGCUGUUCCAGCCGGCCGCCACUUGGACGACGGGAUCUAGGCGCAGAGCGGCGUGCCUCAACCCUUUCCACAGCACGCCGUUUCCCGAGAUACCGGCUUUGGAAUUCGCUUACCAAGCAUAUAAGGACUCGAUCGCCAUCAAAAACGAUAGCGAACGGAGAGUGUCGAGCUCGAUCAGCGACGAACAGCUAUUUUUCCUCUCUGCCUGCUUCGCGAUGUGCAACCUCCCUGAGACCAUGCAAUCUUAUCGCUUGCACUGCAAUAAGGCGGUGUCGAACUUCGCGCCCUUCGCACGUGCUUUCGGCUGCCAGGAUGAUGCGAAAAUGAGCCCUCACAAAAAGUGUUCCUAUUUGGACUGCACUUCAGCGACUAUUUCCACCAAUUUGUAA
Messenger RNA from Rhipicephalus microplus (southern cattle tick), 2634 nucleotides. RefSeq names its product neprilysin-2. NCBI's taxonomy places the organism in Eukaryota, Metazoa, Arthropoda, Arachnida, Ixodida, Ixodidae. Gene Ontology annotation, biological process: protein processing. The record is from RefSeq and is a predicted model, not a curated record. Gene Ontology annotation, cellular component: plasma membrane. Gene Ontology annotation, molecular function: metalloendopeptidase activity.